This is a messenger RNA of Daucus carota subsp. sativus, 1347 nucleotides long. RefSeq lists its product as uncharacterized. Lineage: Eukaryota; Viridiplantae; Streptophyta; Magnoliopsida; Apiales; Apiaceae. The transcript has 10 exons. Bases 112 to 1104 code for a protein of 330 amino acids. The record is from RefSeq and is a predicted model, not a curated record.
ACAAGUGGCCCGAUAAACAAACCAAAGCGAGCAAACCCUGAAAAAAAAAAACACACACACUUACACACACACUGCUCCAACUAUUAUAACGGCUUGAUAUAAUCAUAAGAAAUGGCGUUCGCUUCAUCUUCAAACACAUCAAUUUCACUCUACCCACACUUCAAACACAGACUAAUCCCAAUUAUACCCCCACUCUCACUCUCAAUUCACAAUCCAAACCCUAGAAAACCAGUAUCUUCUCUCCGAUUCACCUGCCGCGCCGCUAAGCAGAGCACUAAUCCCGUCAAUAAGAAGCGCAAAAAGAAGCCUAAUCCUGAUUAUAACAAUAAUAAGGCUAGUGGUAAUGGUAAUUAUAAGAAUAAGAAGAAUAGUGAUGUGUAUAGAGGCUUUGGAGCUAGUGAUUUUGUUGUCGAACACGGAGAUGUGGAUGAUGAGGAGGAGGAUGAGGGAGAGGCUUAUCAGUCGAUGCCGAAGCCGCCGGCUGGAUUUGUGGUGGAUGAGCAAGGGAAAGUGCUCAUGGUUUCGAAUAAGCGAAUUGUCACCAUUGUCGAUUCCACCAAUAAUUUCCCACUAGAUUGUGUAGUCAGAAGAGUGUUUAGAAGCUCCAGAGGGGAUGACUGUUUGCUUCUUUGCCCAGUUGAUAUGCCUGUUCAGAUAAUGAAGAGUACAAAUUUUGAGGGAUGGUCAGCUGUCAGUGAUGAAGAAGUCGAAGCUCUCCUUCCCACGGCAGCCUAUGCACUUGCCAAGAUACACAUGCACCUGAUACACAGUGGGUUUUGCUAUACGGCUAGAGGAGGAUUCUGUUACGCAGAGGAUAACAUAUUUGAAUUUGGCACAGAUGAUGGUGAAGAUGUAGAUGGUUUGCCUAAUGAAGGCGUUGAAAUUACUUUCUUUCAUCUGGAUGGUUCUCAUUACAUGAUUUAUACACCAUCUGAUCCACUACUUUUUGUUGCCACAAAGGAUCAAGAUGGGCGCCUGCAAAUUGCUGAUGAUGAGCUUUUGGAGGACCCUGCUACAAUAAGUGCCAUAGACGAGGAAACUGAAUUUAAUGCCCUGGUCGAAGAAGAGGCUGCCCUGCUGGAGUCAUUGUUCGGGGAAAGAUAACAACCCUGCUUGUAAAGAGUCAAAAUGGCCGAAUUGUUACCAAGCCGGCCAUGAAGCAUCACCAGUAAUAGGUUUAGGCAUUCAGUUGUAUGUUGUACAUAAAUGACUUUCGUAGUGUUUUGAACUUUUGAUGUAGGGGAGGAGACGCUCUGAAAUUCCAAUGCUUUGCGUUAUGAUCGCAAGUCAACCGUAAUGUGUUCAAAUAAUACGUAUAUCAAUACCAAUAGUAGGCUUGUUGGGUUA